UAAAACGAGCCAAGUUUGCCGGCCGGGGGCAGCGGCACGUCGGGGCGCGGCGGCGGGUGCGGCGGCCCCGGUGGGGCCGGCCCGGCCCCGGGGAUGCACCUAAACGCCACGGCCACGGCCGGGCCGGGGGAGGCCCUCCACCUGCACCCCGGCGGCCACGCCAACGCCUCCAACCGCUCCGACCUGCUGCCCAAAGGGCCGGACGAGGAGGACCUAGACGUCAACACCGACAUCUACUCCAAAGUGAUGGUGACCAUCAUCUACUUGGCUCUGUUCUUGGUGGGCACCGUGGGCAACUCCAUCACGGCGUACACGCUGGUGCGCAAGAAAUCGCUGCAGAACCUGCAGAGCACCGUGCACUACCACCUGGCCAGCCUCGCCUUCUCCGACCUCCUCAUCUUCCUCCUCUGCAUGCCCAUCGAGCUGUACAACUUCAUCUGGGUCCAUCACCCCUGGGCUUUCGGGGGGGCCGUCUGCAAGGGCUACUACUUCCUCCGGGACGCCUGCACCUACGCCACGGCGCUCAACAUCGCCAGCCUCAGCGUGGAGCGCUACAUGGCCAUCUGCCACCCCUUCAAAGCCAAGAGCAUCAUGUCCCGCAGCCGCACCAAGAAGUUCAUCAGCUGCAUCUGGAUCGCCUCCUUCCUCCUCGCCGUCCCCAUGAUCUUCACCAUGGGGGAGAUCUACGGCAAGGACCAGGACCCCGACUCCCUCAUCUGCACCACCAUCGUGGACCCCUCCACGCUGAAGACGGUCAUCCAGGCCAACACUUUCAUCUCCUUCGUGUUCCCCAUGGUCGUCAUUUCUGUGCUCAACACCAUCAUCGCCAACCAGCUGAUGGUGAUGUUCAAGCAAGCUGCCCAGGAAAACCAGGUCUGCACCAUCGGCGGGCAGCAGACAAUGCUCAGCAUGUCCAUGGAGCCCAGCCGCGUGCAAGCCUUGAAGCACGGCGUCAGGGUCCUACGUGCUGUGGUGAUUGCCUUUGUGGUCUGUUGGCUCCCGUAUCACAUACGGCGUCUCAUGUUUUGCUAUGUCCCCUCCAGUCACUGGACAGAUUUCCUUUUCAACUUCUACCACUACUUCUACAUGCUGACAAACGUCCUCUUCUACGUCAGUUCGGCAAUCAACCCCAUCCUCUACAACCUGGUGUCUGCGAACUUCCGACAGAUCUUCCUCUCUACACUCACACUCGUGUGCCUGCCGUGGAGGAAGAAGAAGAAACGACUGGCCUUCACCAGGAAAUCCAACAGCAUCUCCAGCAACCACACAUUUUCCAGCCAGGUCACAAGGGAAACUACAUACUGAAGCCAAAGGAGGAAGGGAAAUGCAUUUCAUCAUGGAGUCAAAACUUGAGAGAGGCCUCUGUGAGUUUCGUGCAUGGUCUCCAAAUUCACGUAACACAAAUGUGUUUAGAAAAGUAAUUUUUCUUGGAAAAAUAGGCUUCAUCCUGCCAAUAACUUUGAAGUUAUUUUAAAGCAUUGGCCUUGCCUCUUGUGAGUAAUGUCUACACGUUUUGUAACUUCAGUCUGGCAUAAAUCCAGAUGCGGUGUUAACUGGGAAGCCAAAAUAUGUUAAACUUAGGCAAAUUGUUACUGCAUUCCAUCCUUUUCUCAAUGCAGGGAUGCCAUGUUCACAUCCAAGGGUUUGAGAUCAUGUCUCCUGGUGGCACCAAGCAGAGAGUCUGAUGAGGAGAAAGCCAUUUUGAACAGAAAGGGAUGUUUUUGGAGAACGAACAUGCUCAUCUAUGGGAUGUUCAAUGAACAACGAGUGAAAACUCAGGGAGCCAGGUGGUUAUUUUAGAAAUAUAUCUACAUUAUGACAUAAUACUAUGACCUAGGUGCUCAAGGGACCUGUUCUGGCUCCUUGAAAUCAAGUAACAACAGAUGAUGCCUUACCUAGGUUGGGGUGGCUGUGGCCAGGGGGAGUGGGGGCCAUCUCUCGAUUUAGGGCAUAUAUAAUGCCUGGCACAGUGAACCCCCUGGUAUUGGUACUGCAACACCAAUAAAUAACAAAGUGUCUGGCAAAGUCAAGGAUGCAGAAACUGUGCCCAGAUGGAGCGCUGAAAAUGAACAGAAAUGGAAAACCUUACUUUUGCCAUACAGCCAAAUCCCAUUUUUUACUAGGGAGAACAGUUAGCUGGCCUGCAUUAAGAGGUGAGAAAACUCCAGGCUCAUGAGGGCUCCAGGCUGCUGAGAUAAGAGCAACCUGCCCCCAUUCUGUGGGACCUUCAGAUUUUUCCCAUUCUUAUUCCAGUUUUACUUGUUUCCUCACCAUUUUCAGAAGGCUGGUGUUUCAUAGGUUAUAUCAGUUGUAGGCAGCAGGGCCUCUUGUUCUACCUUUUAUUUCUUUUUGCUGCCAGAGCUGUUGGCACACUGGUCUGCGCACAUAAAUCUUCAGGUAGUGCAAAUGGAGAACAUAAGAAGGUCUAAACUGGGGAGUCUUAGCUCUAAAAGAACUUUCUUUUAACAAGCCAGAGGAAUGGAAACAGGACCUGAAAAUUCCCUUUGAAAUUUCUCAGCUGGUCAGGAUAGGUGGCAUGGGCUUUUCUCCCACAUGGUUCCACCUCUAACAGCCCACUAUGUGAUACAGCAAAUUGCUCCAGAGCCUUUAACACCAGAAAUCACAGGGCUAUGGGACAAGCUACAGAGCUUUCCCCAAUGUCACACCUCCGGAUGGUGACCUGCAUGAGCCUGGAACCAACCAAUCAUCCUGGGCAACCCCUGCUGUGAUUUUGCUGGUGGUGACCUUGUGUCCCUGUCCACACCACACUUCAUUAGGAGAGAAGGGCUUGCCUCUUUACAAUGACAAACUAGAAGAGUCACUUGGCUCAAUUCUGCUUUCUGGGCUUUGUCCAUGCCAUGUCACUCCAACGAACAAGCACCUUUAGUACAUAACAGAAGUCUCAGUGCUGGAGAUGUCGAUCUGGCCUCAGUGAACCAUCACACAAUGAUGGAGACCAGUUACUGAUCCACUGGGUACCAGUGACUUCUCCUGCUACAGAUGUGGUAUCACAGAACCGUAGAAUAUCUCAAGUUGGAAGGGACUCAUAAAGAUGAUCAAGUGCAGCUCCCUGGACUUGUGGAUUAGGACUCCGGACAUAGAGAAAACACCCGUGGGGCAUUUGCUGUGAGUUGUUAGUGACGACUAUCUACUUCUGAGGCGUUCAUAACCUGGUGGAUGUACAGAGCUAGCUACCAUGGUAGACCUGGCUACCAUCAGCCAGGACUUCCAACCGCACCUACCAGGGAUGGGAGAAUAUUUUAAUGCCUGGCACAGAACCACUCAAAAAGAAAGGGCUCAAAAUAGACAUCAGUAGGGCUUUAGUUUCUUCUGAUUCAGCCAAACCGCAAGCUCUGUUUUGUCAUGCCUUCUUGUAAUUUCUUGCCCUGGUUGUACCAAACAGAGGGCAGAGAUUAUACCUGACAAAGCACUUUUGUUGCUCAUGCACAGUUGACUCCUCUUUGGUGAGAAAACCAGGUAAUGGCACACACAGAAAAAGAAAGAAAAAAAAGGAGACUGGUCUCUUUAGAAGGAAAUAUGUGAUAAAACAGCAAAUGUUAUCUCUGUGUGUGUUAGAAAUACUUGGGCAGGUUGGAAGAAGAAGCUCUAGAAGACCUGUACAUAUGGCCUUGUGGGAAAGUCCAGGCACAAUGAACAGAGGAAGAGGAGUCUUAAUGUCACACACUUAACAUUGGCCUUCGAGGCAAGGCACUUCCAAUGUUUCUGGAGAGGACCCAAAUUUUUUUAACGUCACCUCUAAAUAGAGUCAACAGCUGGGAGAUGGUUUCUGAAACCUCCCAGAGAAGCUGUAACUGUGUGUUGCUUUGACUUUCAUUAGGAUUUAACAUCCUGCAUGUCUCAGUUGCUUUUGAAAUGUUAAACAUUGUUAAUAUACUUAUUCAACACCAACCUGCUGAAACGUGCUUGAUUAUCUUAGAAGACACUGUACAAGAAUUGUUGUUUCACAUAAAAUGCUUGGCUUAGAUUUUCACUACUGAGAUACACUGGCAGCUUACAGAACAUAUGAUCACAGCUUAGAGAAACCGGUAGGUUUAUUUUUGGUUUGACGUAAAAAUGAGAACAAGAUGGAGUCAAAGUGAACUUACCAUAAACCCUUUCCACAAUGUUUGUUGGGCCACUCGAGUCCUGAAGAGCUCACUGUUUGGAGGGGUUUAUCCAAGCAGUUUGCUGGCUUCCACAGCAAUGUUCCUGCAGUUUAACACAGGAGCAGACCUGAGCCUAUGGCCUUAAUCAGAGAUUGCAGCUCAAAGCUACCUCUUUCACUGGCCAAAUCUGACAACCUUGAGCCAAGAAGUGUAAGUUACAGCUGAUUUCAUCCCCUCUCCCCUCCUCAUCUGGUUUUGCUAUAAUCAACCUAGAGAAUUACUUCACUUGAGCAAAAAGAAGUGAGGAUAACUCACUACAAGACCACAAGGUUUUGUAAAGGGAAGCAUGAUACCGUGGAGAAGAAAAAGGUACAAACUGCCCAGAAAAAUGGUUCUUUCCAUGCCUUUUAACAAUGGUUGAAUUCCCAACCCAACAAGGUUUAGCUUUAAACCUAAUCGAAUAUAAGUGGCUUUUGCCAUUAGACAAAACAUGUGCUCCCAUCCUUUGUAUUCCUGUCUUGUCGGAACUCUCUGCUGGGGCAGAGGUGAGCCUUGGUGCAGCAUGCUGUUAAUCUAUGCAAAUUCCCUCUAAGUGUUUUGAACUGUUUGUUUCGACUAAAAUAAAAAUCUGUUGAACCCACAGAUGUGAAGUGCUGCCAGAUGGAUUCUGAGAAAUUCCCAUCUGAAGAGAGUCUAUCAAGUGACCUCUUCAAAUAUUAUUUUGAGGUUUUGUUUCUCUUCGCAGCGUUCUUGUCGGGGCCAUCCAUUUGGCAGAGUGUGAAAUCAGAUUUACAAAGUCAUUACGCUGUUCAGAAAUUUCCCCCAGACAGGACGUUCUCACCAAAGGCCCAGCACACAUCACUGCCUGAGCGCUCUGCUGAGCCUGUUUUGUGAUGUGCAUGAGAUCUUGCUUCAGGGGCUGCACCGGUACGGGAGAAAAUUAAAUGGGAAAGUCAGUGAGGAGGGUUAGCAGGACACGUGCUGUAAGCAUGAUGAUAGCAGGACCUUUGCCCUUAUAGCAUCAAACGUUGAGUGAAAUACAACCCCAGGUGUGUGGUUGGUGCAGGCAGCUCAUGUGGCAGGAUGGAACCUGUCACCUGCCACUGCUGCCUGCCCUGAGGCAGGGACAGACAUCCACGGGCAUGAGAGCGCUGGAGCUUUCCUGUGCAAUGCCUUGAGUGUCACUCUGGUGUAUUCCUGGUCGUGCUGUCUGGUAGCUGUUUAAACAAAGCUGUAUCUGCUCGAGAUCUGUCUGGUUCUUCACGUUGCAGCUCAAGUUCUUCUGUUCUCAGUCUGGAUUCGUUUAGGACAAAACCAGAAAUUGCUAAGCCAAAAUUCCAUCAUGCUGUGUCCUGGCUUUGUGAUCAAGUCCCUCUCCAGCCAUGCCACCUGAUAGUCCUGCACAUACUGUAUUUAUGGCAAAUAUUUUUUAAAGUGCAACUUUUUUUUUUUUCCUGAAAUACAAACUGUUGAUGUGCUUUAUUUUCUGUGGCCUGUAGAGCGAUGGGAAAAAAAAUGAAUGUUAAAAGUGUGUCAGCGUCUCCCUUGUAAUAUUUUCUGUGACCAAGGGAAGGAAGAGGGUGUGAAAUCCUUUUGUGUAGCAAUGGGAAACACUCUUCCAGUGUAACAUGUUGUUAUUGAUACUGUAUUUACUGAUCAAACUGUAAUGGAAUGGUUAUUUCCUGAUAAAGCCUUUGUACUGUAUGGUAUUUUAUUUUAUUUUGUCAUUUAUUGAUCCUAAGAAAUAAAUAU
Falco peregrinus (peregrine falcon) is the source of this 5858-nucleotide messenger RNA. RefSeq names its product neurotensin receptor 1 (gene NTSR1). Lineage: Eukaryota; Metazoa; Chordata; Aves; Falconiformes; Falconidae. The transcript has 4 exons. Gene Ontology annotation, biological process: neuropeptide signaling pathway. Gene Ontology annotation, molecular function: G protein-coupled neurotensin receptor activity. Gene Ontology annotation, cellular component: plasma membrane. Bases 94 to 1305 code for a protein of 403 amino acids. The record is from RefSeq and is a predicted model, not a curated record.